Arabidopsis lyrata subsp. lyrata is the source of this 475-nucleotide messenger RNA. RefSeq names its product putative BTB/POZ domain-containing protein At2g40450. The record is from RefSeq and is a predicted model, not a curated record. Bases 8 to 445 code for a protein of 145 amino acids. Gene Ontology annotation, molecular function: protein binding. NCBI's taxonomy places the organism in Eukaryota, Viridiplantae, Streptophyta, Magnoliopsida, Brassicales, Brassicaceae. The transcript has a single exon.
UAAGAAGAUGCUGGAAUCCGACAAGUUCAAGGUUUCGGAUGGAAAGAUCGAGACAGUCACCCUCUAUGAGCUUAAACAAGAAGAAUUGGAGGCUUUAGUUGAGUUCAUUUACAACAACCGCUCUGUGCUUUCUGAAAAAGAGAAGAAACAUGUUCGACCACUUUAUAUAGCAGCGGACAAAUAUGAGAUUCCGCAUUUGCGGGAUCUAUGCAGAAACAAGCUUAUAUCAUCUCUUAACUCAUCCAAUGCUCUUAACGUCUUGGAGCUGUCCUUGAUUCCUUUUGACAAAGCCCUAAACAACUCUGCUGCAAAUUUUAUCGUAGGGAAUUUAAGGACGAUUUGUGACUCUGUUGAGUUCAAGGUUUUCACUGGCAGGAAUCCAGAUCUUUCCGUCGAGAUAGUGAAGGCUUAUUUUACUCAGAGGUGCAAUGGUCAGUAUGUCUAGCUACUAGAAGAACCAUAUUGUACCUUUCGU